GGGUGUGUCGUAGCGGGCCAGUGGCUCCGCGUCUCUCCCUGAACCAGGGCCCGAGCAGCGGAUGAUUUCAGAGUGAACCCGCCUCCGAGCAGCAGACUAACCGCGGGAGGGGAAUGGCGGUCUGGACCCGAGCGGACAAAAACGGCCAACUGGACCUUCUGCUCCGGGACCGCUGGAUCCGAGUGUCCGCCGAGCUCACCCGGGAGACGCUGACUCUGACGGCCGAGGCGGAGGUGUCCGGACCGGGGGGGAACCACUGGGACAACUCCUCCGCGGGCCUGCGGAAUGGCAUCUCCAACGGAAACGACCCGGGCACGAGUCCGGGGAACUCCGGCCGCGGUCCGGACCCACUCCAGAGCCAGAACCCCGGGGGUCGGGGGCGCAGCUCCAGCCCCGGACGAGGGGGUGUCAGCCGGGGUCAACACGACGGAAACUACAGCCCCGGAAAGUACCCGAACAACGGCACAAACUCUGAGUUCGGAAGUCCCGGCUCCAGCUACGGCAGUCCGGGCUCCAGCUUCGGGUCGAGGCAGGGAGACCUUCCCGUGAGUCUGGACGGAUCCUCGGAGGCGGUGCGGAAGGUCCGGGUUGUCAAACAGGAGUCCGGCGGGCUGGGGAUCAGCAUCAAGGGGGGGCGAGAGAACCGGAUGCCUAUCCUCAUCUCCAAGAUCUUCCCGGGGCUGGCAGCCGACCAGAGCCGGGCUCUCCGGGUGGGGGACGCGAUCCUGUCGGUGAACGGGAACGACCUCCGGGAGGCGACGCACGACCUGGCGGUGCAGGCGCUGAAGAAGGCGGGGAAAGAGGUGACGCUGGAGGUGAAGUACAUCCGCGAGGUGUCUCCGCUCUUCAAGAAGCCGUCCCUGGUGGCCGACCUGCCGUGGGACGGCGUCCGGCCGCAGUCGCCCAGCUACAGCGGCAGCGAGGACUCGGGGUCGCCCAAGCACAGCGGCUCGUCCUCCUCCAAAGACAAGAAGGUCAUCAGCCUGAGGAUGUGCUUCAUCAGCAGGAACCUCACCAUGCCGGAUCUGGAGAGCAGGCUCCUGGAGCUCCACUCCCCCGACGGCCAGCACACGGUGGUGCUGCGCUGUAAGGACGGCCCCUCCGCCUCCGCCUGGUUCACCGCCGUCCACACCAACAUCGCCGCCCUGCUGCCACAGACCCUGGCUCACGUCAACGCCUACCUGGGGGCCUCGUCCUCCACCUCCACACACCCCCACCUCAAACACAUCGGCUGGUUGGCCGAGCAGGUGCAGCUGGAGGGCGGCCGGCAGCAGUACCGCCCCCUGGUGAUGGCCCUGACGGAGAAGGACAUCCUGCUGUUUGAGUCGGUGCCCUGGAACAGAGAGUGUUGGUCCAUGCCUCUGCUCACACACCCACUGCUAGCCACCAGACUGGUCCACUCGGGCAGUGCCCGGGAGUCCCCCGCCCCGGGGGCCGACCUGGUGUUCGUCACGCGGACGGGGACGGGCCGGGGCAUCGAGUCGCACCUCUUCCGGGUGGAGACCCACUGGGAUCUGUCCUCGUGGACGCGGGCGCUCGUGCAGGGAGCGCACGCCGCCGCCGAGCUCAUCAAGGAGGUCUCUAUCGGCUGCACGUUGAACCGGCAGGACGUCCGGCUGACGCUGCACUACGAGAAGGGCUUCACCGUGACCAGGGAGCAGGUGGAGCCGUCGGGCGGCGCCGUGCUCUUCAGGUACCCCUACGAGAAGCUCAAGAUGUCUGCUGACGAUGGAAUACGCAACCUCUACCUGGACUUCGGGGGUCCAGAGGGAGAAAUGGUGUUUGACCUCCACUCGGGUCCGAAGCCCGUGGUGUUCGUCCUCCACUCCUUCCUGUCGGCCAAGCUCACUCGCAUGGGGCUGCUGACGUGAAGCGACGGCAGCCUGGCUGAGAGGACGGGCCCAGGCAGAGCGGGGGGGGGGGGGGCUGAGAUGCCCCGGAGAUGCUGAUAAAGAAGGGGGGGGGGGGGUGUUAACGUCUUAUAUUUUCCAGUUUCAAAAAUGUGCCUUCUCCUCCAGCUUCUCCUUGACCUCCUGCGAGAACAGUAGGCGGCACUUUGCUGCGAGUCAGUUUCAACACACGAAGCUGCAGUAUUACACGUCUCAUAGGACUCAGAGUCUCAACCUGAUACGUGACACUUCCAGCAAAGAUACUAAGGACGUCUCUGUCAGACCAUGAAAACCCAGCCGAGCUCUGAUUGGUGGACGCUCCCUGGUUUCUACUCGAUGCCUUUCAUUCCUCGACAGCCUUCUAAUGUGCUUUGGGCUCUUUUCAAUGUGUUUCUGUGGUGGCGUGUGUGCGAUGCUUUAGGGUCAGAAUGCUAAAGGAGCAGAGAUUGUGUGUGUGUGUGUGUGUCUGUGUGUGUUGGCUUGAUAGUGCGCCUGCUGUCUGACAGACUCACCUUUUAGCACAUUCUCUCAAACUACUGUUUAAUCAGGAUCGCCGCCUGUGCCUUUCCACACGGAGUCAGAGACGCUCGGAUUCUCUUUUCCUUUUAUUUCUCACAAUCAGAGAAUUUGAAGCUUUUUAAAAUGCACGAGCUGUAGUUUCAUAGUUAGAGUUUAUACAACAUGACUUUGUUUUUGUGUCACCUGUGUAAAUCUCCCUGAAGCUCGACUUCCUGUCGUUGAAUCUGACGAGAGGGCGUGUCACCUCCACAUCGUUCCACCUUCCUUCAGCUUCCUCGUCUCUUCGUUCAAGGUGACAGAGGAACCUGGCUUUUGAUAUUCUAAAUGUUAUCAGCCAUUAUCUUCCAAAUACAUGCAAAGAUGGUGACACGGGCUGAGAUGGCAACAAAAGGAACAGAUUUAGAGCUGUUAAUCUGUUGUUCUUAUUUCUUUUUAUACUUUCACAGAGGAUAACUCAAAGUUCCCUUUUCUGAGAUAAACCUGCUGCUUCAGUAUUAUCAUCAUGAGAAAUUAUUCAUUCCAUUUUCUGCAUCGAGGGACCAAUUUGAUAUACGAGGCUCUGAGAUUUGAUUCUGUUUUAUAUGUGAGUCUGUGAACAGAAGUAAAGGAAAAGGAUGAGGUUCAACACACAGAUACAUUAUUUAAAAUGUGAACGUUAGUCAUGAAAACGUUUUUGUGAGAGAAACAACAGUAGUAACAUUUACCAUCAUUAAACCUACUAUUAAGAGCUGAUUGUAAAAUGAUGGAUUAUGAGCCCAGAUGAACGUACAGUGAGAUUCAUGUUGAUAAAACUCAGCUUCAGGAAAACUCUCCUGUCCUCAGAGGAGAAACGUGUUACUCUGAUGUUCUUAUGAUGGUUUAACAACUUAUAUAUCUCUAUUAAAAUGUGUUGCUUGUUUUGAAAGCACAUGUGUAACCAUGUAGUUCAUAGAGCUUUAUUCAGCUCCUCCAGCCGACAGUUAAUCAGUGGCUGCAGAUUCUCUUCUUAUGAAACACACGUGCAGAAGGUUUGAGUUUUAUUUGGCCUGAAAUGAAGUUUUCUUACUGCAACAGUAAAGUGUUGUGUUCCAUCAUCCUUCUUUACUUCACUUCUCAUGUUAAUCCGGUUUCUGACCCGCUGCUUGGAUCUGAUGGUCUGAAGUGAGUCAGACUUCAGGAAGCUCCCGGCCGUCCCCCUUUGAGCUCAAUGCACUAAUCAGUCGAAGCCCUUUUCUACGUGUGAAUGUAAACCUCCUCCUCCCAGCGACUCUUUUGUAUUCUCCUCUGUAUUCCUGACCUGGUGGCUGUCCUGUCUAUGCAACGCUUCAAAGAAGAGUUUUCUGAACCAAAGGUUAAAAACAAUCUGUGGCAGCUUGCGUCCGACACAAUCAUUACACGGAAAAGUCACAAUAGGAUCAAAUGCUGCUGCAACAACCUGUCAUAUGCAAAGUAUUUUAGACUUUCCAAGUUACAGUAUAAAAUGUAUGAUAGUGAUGUAAUAACCUGAAGUGUAAAUAUCCACCAAUAAAACUGUAUGAAUUAUA
Molecule: messenger RNA, 3931 nt
Organism: Platichthys flesus (European flounder)
Lineage: Eukaryota; Metazoa; Chordata; Actinopteri; Pleuronectiformes; Pleuronectidae
Gene: sntb2
Product: syntrophin, beta 2
Exons: 7
Coding region: 114-1871 (585 amino acids)
Cellular component (GO): dystrophin-associated glycoprotein complex; intracellular anatomical structure; synapse
Molecular function (GO): protein binding; structural molecule activity
Source: RefSeq, a predicted model, not a curated record